AUGAUCGCUUGUUUAUUUUCUUUUUUACCUGUCGUGUCGUGCCAUAUUAUCGGUUCGACUCGCACACUUCAUCGUGCCGUACCACGACGAGCACAUGCAAAACGAGAUGAUGGCUUUCGUAAACCAGCGAAUGUGCGCAUUGUUGUGGUGGGUCCGUCGAAUUGUGUAGUUGACGAAAGUUGUGUUGAUGUGCUACACCUUGUGGAAUGUCCGCUGAGUAUCCGGGAUGUAGAGCACUCUCAACUUGUUCAGAAAGUUCGCGAACUGGCCGCGAACUAUGGUUCAACCAGCCGUAGACUAUGCGCUUUUGAGAAGGAACUUCAAAGAGCUGUCGCCAAAAUAAGGCAUUGCAUAAUGGCAUCUCAAUCACAACCAGAUGCAUGGCUGGAGAGAGCGAUUGCUCAAAUCGGUGCAUUUCCGAUGUUUUUAAAGCCGAGUGCUUCAAUAACUUCGUGUAUGCACACUCGCCAUAUUGCACGAAAUGAACAUGAUUUUCUCACAUGGGCCAGGGCUCGAGCGGUAAACGUGAAUCCGAGCGGUGAGUACGUGGUCGAAGAGUGCCUUCAAGACGGGUAUGAGUUCACUGCGAUGUGCUCAAAAGCGGGUCUUAUUGGUGACUAUUUGCAUCUCAUCCUUUCACAUGUUCCAAUUGUUUAUCGCAAUUGCUUUGUGUAA
This is a messenger RNA of Anisakis simplex (herring worm), 675 nucleotides long. The record is from the annotation of a GenBank genome assembly. NCBI's taxonomy places the organism in Eukaryota, Metazoa, Nematoda, Chromadorea, Rhabditida, Anisakidae.